Messenger RNA from Tachyglossus aculeatus (Australian echidna), 918 nucleotides. It is a transcript of the gene AP2S1, whose product is annotated as adaptor related protein complex 2 subunit sigma 1. Gene Ontology annotation, biological process: clathrin-dependent endocytosis; intracellular protein transport. Gene Ontology annotation, cellular component: AP-2 adaptor complex; membrane coat; intracellular membrane-bounded organelle. Gene Ontology annotation, molecular function: clathrin-cargo adaptor activity. The transcript has 5 exons. The coding region runs from base 96 to 524 and encodes 142 amino acids. NCBI's taxonomy places the organism in Eukaryota, Metazoa, Chordata, Mammalia, Monotremata, Tachyglossidae. The record is from RefSeq and is a predicted model, not a curated record.
GGCUUUGCGCGGGAGCGGCCCGCACUUCCGCUCGGACUCCCCGCCGUCGUUAACGGUUGGAACGGGGCAGCCUUGGGGGCCCGACGGCGAGCAACAUGAUCCGCUUUAUCCUCAUCCAGAACCGGGCCGGGAAAACCCGCCUAGCCAAGUGGUACAUGCAGUUUGACGACGACGAGAAACAGAAACUGAUCGAGGAGGUGCACGCCGUGGUCACUGUCCGAGAUGCCAAGCACACUAACUUCGUGGAGUUCCGAAAUUUCAAGAUUAUUUACCGCCGGUAUGCGGGCCUCUACUUCUGCAUCUGCGUCGACGUCAAUGACAACAACCUGGCCUACCUGGAAGCCAUCCACAACUUCGUCGAGGUCCUGAAUGAAUACUUCCACAACGUCUGCGAGCUGGACCUGGUGUUCAAUUUCUACAAGGUGUACACGGUGGUGGAUGAGAUGUUCCUGGCUGGCGAGAUCCGGGAGACCAGUCAGACCAAAGUGCUGAAGCAGCUGCUCAUGUUACAGUCCUUGGAAUGAAAGCCGGAAAAUCCCUCUUCCCCCUCACCCGCGGCGGGCACGGGAUCACGCCCCCCCCCGGGUCUGAGUGGCCCCCCGUGCCCUGCCUCUCGGCCCCGGCCGGCCUGGGUCCCGUUGGGGCCCUGUGGACCAAACCUGGGACAUCUCUCUGGGCCUCAGCACUGUUGCCGCCGGAAGGGCCCCUGGGGUAGGGGAGGUCUCCAUCCCCCUUCCCGGGCCUGUGGCAUCGCAUCGCUAGUCUGGGCCCCCUCUGUUCCCAAUCCUCCUUGCCCCCUCCCUCCCAGCUGGAGGCCGGGGAAGGGGUGGGAGGUCGUGUGCGUGUAGUCGUGUAAGCGUCUUGUAAACUGGAUCCAGCCAAUAAAUCAACGGGCCAUGCUCUUGCCCUCGCUGCUUC